AUGAGCUCGCUACUGCUACCUCUCGUGUCCACCGGGAACGUUCCCCAGUUAGCGACCGACCUGAUACUACACUCGCUAGCUCCGGAUUUUGCAUUCGUGCAAGAGCUGGACAGUAUGUUUCUGUUUCCAUUCGUGGGGCCUCUGGACUACGUUAGAGACUCGCAAGCAAACCUCUACCAAAACACCCAAGACAAGACUUUCACUACGCCUUUGGAACUAUUCCACAGCCCAAGCCUGAAGCUUUAUGUUGUGCAGCAGAGAUCGCCGGUCAUUCAGCCAUACGAUAACUGCUUCUGUAAGAACGUUUUGGUUCCCCUUGUCGAAACGCUCAAAAUCAGUCAAUUGGUGGUUUUCGACGCCACGGACAGUGUGGACGAGAUCAUUGGUGUGCCCCAAUUGCGUAAGAGCCCUUACUCUCUGGGCAUAUGCGACUUGUCGCAUAUAGAUGACAUCUCGAGCGAGUUUGAAGAAAAGUUACAGAUCGACGAUAGCAACACGCAGUCCGUAAACAAGACUCUCUUCAAGUUCACGGACAACAGUUUUCAGUCUGGGAUCGCUACCGAACAAUUCAUUUUCAAGUUAUGCUACCACCUGCUGCACUCUCCGGUGAUCUGCGGUUUCUUGAAGGAGAUACGCUACUUCAACACUUACGUGCAAGAGGGCGACAACUCAGAAGACGCCGCCGCCGCAUGUGGCCAAUUGCCACAUAUCAUCUCAGGAUUCCCCAAGAUCACACAAUAUAAGACGCCCAUAUCAUGGGAAGGCGUUUAUGGCGUACGUAAUGCCCCCAUAACAUUUGAGGAGGGAUUGUAUAUAUAA
Molecule: messenger RNA, 819 nt
Organism: Lachancea dasiensis
Lineage: Eukaryota; Fungi; Ascomycota; Saccharomycetes; Saccharomycetales; Saccharomycetaceae
Source: the annotation of a GenBank genome assembly